AUGGAGAAGAGACUGGAGGAUGGGGAAAACAAGGGGCCGCGCGGCCCCCGCUGGCUUUCCACACUCACCGCCUCGCCGGCCGUGCCUGAGGGGAGCGGCGGCCACCGGGCGCUCGGCGAAGGCCGCAGGCCGGGCGAGGCGGGGCGAGGCCGGCGCCCCGACGUCCCCCCGAGCGCGGCUCUCGCGCAGGACCGGCGCGGACGGGCUCUCGAGCCGGGCGCGGGGCCGGGCCUCGUCCGUUUGCUUUUCGCCCUAACUCAAGGCCAGCCUCGGGAGGCGCCGGGGCUCCAGGCCGGGCUCCGGCGCGCGGGGCGAGCUCGGCCGGGCGGCGGCGGCGGCGGCCCGGGGCGCGGCGCCACGCCGGCCGGGCGGACCGCGGGCCCGGCCCGCCGCGCCUCCACCUGCCCGGCCGGCCCCGCGCGCCCGGCGGGGGCGCGCCGCGCUGACCAACGGCCGAGCCGCGAGUGUCAGCGCCCGGCGCCGCCGCACACAAAAAGCGCCGCUCGGCGGCCGCCGGCCCGGCCGCCCGCCCCUCCCACCGCGCCCCGGGCCCGGCGCCCCGCGCCGCACAAAGGCCCGCCCGGCCGGCCCCGCGCCGCGGGAACAAAGGCGGAGGCCGCCGGCCCCGCACAGGUGCAGCCCCGGCCCGCUGGCCCAACAUGGCCGCGCGCCCGCCGCCCCGUUAGCCGCCGCCGGCCCUCCGCGUCCGCCGGCGCCGCGGGCCGCGUCCUCCCGGCCUCCGGCCCUCCGCCGACGCCGCGGACCGCGCGUCCUCCCCGGGUCUCCCCGCUCCCGGCGCUGCCCCCCCCCCCGCCCGGGCGGGGCGCCCCGCUCCUCCCGCCGCCCCCUCGGGCCCGCAGGCCUCGCGUCCCCGACCUCCCGGCCUCCCGUCCCCGCCCGGCGGCGGGCACCCGCGGCGGCCGGCGGGCGGCCCCAGUGACCUGCGCUGCGUCGCAUCCUCGGCCCGGCUGUCCGGUGGCGGCUGUCCGGCGGCGGCGGGCGCGAGGCCGCGGAGGGCAGGGCCGCGGGAGGGGGCGGCGGCGGCGGCGGCGGCGGCGGGCGCAGCGCGGCCAGGCCGAGGCUCUCCGCGCGCGGCGCCGACCCCGCCCCCGCGCCUCCCGCCCGCCGCCGCCGCCGCCGGGGCCGCCGCCGCCCCCAGAAGCCGCGGGAAAACCCGCUCCUCUCCGGCUCCCGCUCCUCGCCCGGCGCGCGGGCGACGGCCGGCUCCGCGACUGCGGCGAGCCCCGGCGCGGUGACGUCACGCUCGCCGCCCAAUCGCCGCGCGCGGCCCCGGAGCCCGGCGUGGGCGCGGACGCGGGCGCCGGGCCUCGAGCGGACGCGGAGCGCGGGAGGUGGCGGCCACGCCCAACCGCCGGGCCCGGAGCGCCGGCCGCCGGCGGCGGGAGCCGCGAGCCGCAGCCCGCACCGCUGGCGCCGCCGGCCCGGCCGGGCGCCCGAGGCGUCUGCGGGGCGCGCGGACCCCGCGGCGCCCGGGACGCCCGCCUGUCAAGCCCCGGCCCGGCCUCGCACUUGUCAGAGGAAGGCGCCGGGCGCGGGGAGAACCGCGGGCCGGCCGUCGUCCGCCACACGCCGUGGCCCCGGCGGAGUCCCGCGGCCCCGCCCCGCCCCGCGCGCCUCCCGGGGAGUGGGGCCGGGGAGCGGGAGCGCGGCGGGGGGAGGGCCCGCGCCCGGUCAGGGUCGCAGCCCGGCCUCCCUCGGCGGCGCCCUCCCCGCCGUGGCCCGCCUGGCGAGCUCCACAGGUGUCCGUACCCGGCUCGGGGCUGCCGGGGGCUCGGGGCUGCCGGGGGCUCGAGCCGACCGAGUUCCGGGAGCCGUGCCCUGCGGGCGGCCGUUGGUCGGGGCUCUGCGCUCCCGGCACCCGGAAGUGCGGGCAUCGCAGGAUCCCGCGCCGCGGGAAGUCACCGGCCACCCACAGCCGCCGUGCAGCCGGGGGCCGGGACCCUCCCGCUCCCGGCCGCACUAGCCCGGCCUGGUGGGCCAGCCUCGCCUCCCCGGACCCUCGGCCGCGCCCACCCUCCCGGGCUCUGGGAGACGUGA
Messenger RNA from Dipodomys spectabilis (banner-tailed kangaroo rat), 2058 nucleotides. RefSeq names its product collagen alpha-1(I) chain-like. NCBI's taxonomy places the organism in Eukaryota, Metazoa, Chordata, Mammalia, Rodentia, Heteromyidae. The transcript has 3 exons. The coding region runs from base 1 to 2058 and encodes 685 amino acids. The record is from RefSeq and is a predicted model, not a curated record.